UAAGACCUGGAAAAGACGACUGCUGUCUACCCUCUCUGCUCACCCUGCCUAGCUUGAGGAUCUGUCACCGCAGCCAUGAGGAUUAUCACUCUCCUCGCUGCCAUUCUCUUCGUAGCCCUCCAGGCCCGGGCAGGCCCACUCCAGGCAAGAGGCGAUGAGGCUGCCGGCCAGGAGCAGCGUGGGGCGGAUGACCAGGACAUAUCUAUUUCCUUUGCAUGGGAUAAAAGCUCUGCUCUUCAGGUUUCAGGCUCAACAAGGGGCAUGGUCUGCUCUUGCAGAUUAGUAUUCUGCCAGCGAACAGAACUUCGUGUUGGGAACUGCGUCAUCGGCGGUAUGAGCUUCACAUACUGCUGCACUGCACGCUUGUAGAUUAACGUUCUGCUGUCCAAGAGAAUGUCGUGCUGGGAAUGUCAUUAUCGGUGGUGUGAGCUUCACAUGCUUCUGCAGGUGAACUUGCAGAAUAGAGAAAAA
Molecule: messenger RNA, 471 nt
Organism: Symphalangus syndactylus (siamang)
Lineage: Eukaryota; Metazoa; Chordata; Mammalia; Primates; Hylobatidae
Product: defensin alpha 4
Biological process (GO): cellular response to lipopolysaccharide; innate immune response in mucosa; defense response to Gram-positive bacterium
Cellular component (GO): extracellular region; extracellular matrix
Source: RefSeq, a predicted model, not a curated record